This is a messenger RNA of Entelurus aequoreus (snake pipefish), 1793 nucleotides long. It is a transcript of the gene gpr78a, whose product is annotated as G protein-coupled receptor 78a. Lineage: Eukaryota; Metazoa; Chordata; Actinopteri; Syngnathiformes; Syngnathidae. The record is from RefSeq and is a predicted model, not a curated record. Gene Ontology annotation, biological process: adenylate cyclase-activating G protein-coupled receptor signaling pathway. Gene Ontology annotation, molecular function: G protein-coupled receptor activity. The coding region runs from base 291 to 1346 and encodes 351 amino acids. The transcript is spliced from 3 exons. Gene Ontology annotation, cellular component: membrane.
CAGCAAGGGGCUGCACGUGCAGGGUGCACGGCAUCUCCAGCGUGAGAGGAGGCGCCGGCUAGUGCGCAUGUUUGAGAGCCUUCAAAGAGAAAAUGGAGAGGGAAGAACACGAGAGAGAGAGAGAGAGAGAGAGAGAGGAAGCCAGCAUCCACACACUCCUGCCCUGGUCUUGGAUGCAGUUUUAAAAGAAUCUUUGAAGUAUCAGAGGUAGCUCCUUCCAGACUGUUUCAGCACUGGACAGCUCUCCACAUGUAAGCAGGGUCAUGUAGGACUUUCCUCCGACAUUGCACAUGGCUGCCAUCGUGGAGCUCGGAACCAUGUCCAUCCCGCAGUUCCUUCUGGAAGUUUCCGUGGUGGUGGUGGCUGUCGUCUCCUUGGUGACCAACCUGUCCGUGCUGCUGUGCUUCACCCAGAGCUCCGAGCUGAGGUCCCACGUACCGGGGGUCUUCGUCCUCAACCUGUCCUUCUCCAACAUCCUCCUGGCUUUCGUCAACAUGCCCGCCACCUUUUUCGGGGUGGCCAAGGGCGCCGAGCCCUUCGGGAGCGCGUUCUGCCGAAUGGUCAGCUUCGCCGAGACGUUCCUGAGCGCCAACAGCAUGCUGAGCAUGGCGGCCCUCAGCCUGGACAGGUGGAUAGCGGUGAUGUUUCCUCUCAGCUACUCCAGCAAGAUGCGCUACCGGGACGCUUUCCUCAUGGUGGUCUACUCCUGGUUGCAGUCCCUGACCUUUGCGCUGACGCAGCUCCUGAUGGACUGGGGCGGCUACAGCCGCACGUACGCCUCGUGCACCGUUCACCUGGCCGCCGAGGGAAGGUCGCAGCUGGCCGCCUACGCCACCUUCACCGUGCUGCUCCACUGCAGCACCUUCGCUUUCUGCCUGGCCGUCCUCUGCUUCUCCUACCUCAAAGUUUUCCGAGUGGCCAAGUCCCACUGCAAGAGGAUAGACGUGAUCACGGUGCAGACGCUGCUCCUGCUGGUGGACAUUCACCCCAGCGUGAAGGAGAGGUGUUUGGCACAACAGAAGAAGAGGAGGCAGCGCGCCGCCAAAAAGAUUUGCGUCUUCAUCGGCUCUUUCGUCCUCUGCUUCUCACCUUAUGUCAUAACAAGGUUAGUGGAGUUGUUGCCAUCCGUGCACAUCCCUCAGUACUGGGGCAUAGCCACCAAAUGUCUGUGCUACGCCAAGGCUUCCAGCGACCCGUUUGUCUACUGUCUCCUGCGGCAUCAGUACAGAAAGGUCCUGGUUCGCCUCGUGGGCCGCUUCCUGAGAAAAGAUGGUUACUUGCUGUCCACCAGCACUUGGAGCAGCACCUUCGACACCACGGAAGAAAACUGUGCCAGGACAACUUGAAGCCCACGUGCGGCUGUUUGUUCUGAGAUUGCAGCUUUUCUGCUCCGAGUGAGUGGCUCCGAGGCCCGCGGAAGCGAAUCUGUGCCUUGGUCAAGGACGCUGGCGCAGAGGGCUCGGUCAUGUGACUUUUUAAAAGACACAAUGUGACCAAUUUCACAGUCAAGGACACGCAACAAUGUAUGCUGAAUGCAGCCUCUCCUUGUUGUGGUGUGCCUAAGGUCUUUUUCAUCUCUGCAGACUGUUGUUUGUUUUCCAGAGGGCUCAUCAGUUUGCCAAGAAUUACAUUACUUCAACAAUGUACACCUUUUAAUCUGUUUGUUACUGUACAUUUGUCACUGUACAUGUACAUGCCAAGUAACAUUGACUUUGUGGCGAUGUGUUAUCCAUGUGCAAAAAAAUUAUUGCUUUACAACACAAUUGACUUGUGCUAUGCGUCGGACAUUGUGU